Corapipo altera (White-ruffed manakin) is the source of this 3347-nucleotide messenger RNA. It is a transcript of the gene LUC7L3, whose product is annotated as LUC7 like 3 pre-mRNA splicing factor. Gene Ontology annotation, cellular component: U2-type prespliceosome; U1 snRNP. Gene Ontology annotation, biological process: mRNA splice site recognition. The transcript is spliced from 11 exons. Lineage: Eukaryota; Metazoa; Chordata; Aves; Passeriformes; Pipridae. The record is from RefSeq and is a predicted model, not a curated record. Gene Ontology annotation, molecular function: mRNA binding. Bases 114 to 1565 code for a protein of 483 amino acids.
GUGGGCAGGGCGAGCGCCGCCGCCAUUUUGUCUCUGUCAGGCGCGGCGCGGGCGGUCGGGGCGAGGCGGCCGAGUCGGUGUGUGGCGAGGGGGGAUUCGGCCAGGACGACACGAUGAUAUCGGCCGCCCAGCUCCUCGACGAGCUCAUGGGCCGGGACAGGAACCUGGCCCCGGAUGAGAAGCGCAGCAACGUGCGGUGGGACCACGAGAGCGUUUGCAAAUACUACCUUUGUGGCUUUUGCCCAGCUGAAUUAUUUACAAAUACCCGUUCUGAUUUAGGUCCUUGUGAAAAAAUUCAUGAUGAAAAUCUCCGUAAACAGUAUGAGAAGAGCUCUCGGUUUAUGAAGGUGGGCUAUGAGAGGGAUUUCCUGCGCUAUUUGCAGAGUUUGCUGGCAGAGGUGGAGCGCAGGAUCCGGAGGGGCCACGCCCGCCUGGCACUGUCACAGAACCAACAGUCCUCUGGGGGAGCAGGACCUACCGGUAAAAACGAGGAGAAGAUUCAGGUGUUAACUGACAAAAUUGAUGUACUUCUACAACAGAUUGAAGAACUGGGUUCAGAAGGAAAGGUGGAAGAGGCACAAGGAAUGAUGAAACUUGUUGAACAGUUAAAGGAAGAGAGAGAAUUGCUGAGAUCUACAACUUCAACAAUUGAGAGCUUUGCAGCCCAAGAAAAACAAAUGGAAGUUUGUGAAGUUUGUGGAGCCUUUUUAAUUGUAGGAGAUGCACAGUCCAGGGUAGAUGACCACUUGAUGGGAAAGCAGCACAUGGGUUAUGCCAAAAUAAAAGCUACUGUAGAAGAUUUAAAAGAAAAGUUACGAAAAAGAACAGAAGAACCUGACCGUGAUGAAAGGUUGAAAAAAGAGAAACUAGAACGAGAGGAGAGAGAGAAAGAGAGGGAACGGGAAAGAGAAGAGCGGGAAAGGAAGAGACGGCGCGAAGAGGAAGAAAAGGAAAAGGAGAGGGCUCGUGAUAGAGAGAGACGUAAAAGGAGUCGCUCCCGGAGUAGACACUCGAGCAGAACAUCUGACAGAAGGUCACGAGACCACAAAAGGUCAAGAAGCAGGGAGAGAAGGCGAAGCAGGAGUCGUGACCGAAGGAGGAGCAGAAGUCACGACAGGUCAGAAAGGAAACACAGAUCUCGCAGCAGGGACAGGAGACGGUCAAAGAGCCGGGAUCGGAAAUCCUACAAGCACAGAAGCAAAAGCAGAGAGAGAGAACAAGACAGGAAGUCAAAAGAAAAAGAAAAGAGGGGAUCUGAUGAUAAAAAAAGUAGUGUGAAGUCCAGUAGUCGAGAAAAACAGAGUGAAGACACAAAUACAGACUCGAAGGAGAGUGAGACUAAGAAUGAGGUCAAUGGGACCAGUGAAGACAUUAAAUCUGAAGUGCAGCGUAAGUAUGCACAGAUGAAGAUGGAACUAAGUCAAGUAAGAAGACAAACUAAAGCACCUUCUGAAGGAAAAGACAGUGUAGUCCUGCAAAACAUUUUGAGGUACAUUGUUUUGUCUCAGCUAUUUUGUAGCAGACUCGUGCCCCCAUUAGUGUGCCUCUUUGGGACAUAUUUGUAAUAUAGUCACCAUAGAAAAAUUAAUUAUCCUUUUUUUAAUUUUUAGGGAUUUUGUUAUCGUUUUUUUAAAAAAAAGUUGAACUGUUUUUGUAUUUAAGUCCAUAUUGUGUUGGUACAUCAGCAGAAACUUUUGCUUUAAUACUUAAUAUUUGAGGCACAUGUUGGACUACUUUGUUUUCAUAUAAACUGCUAGUAUUUCUUUGUCAAGGAUGUUUCUAGUUUUUUUGCUUUAUUGCCUUGCAUUCUAAUGCAGUUUGUUCUGUAACUCGAGAGCCAGUAGCAUUGGAUUGAUGGAAGUGUAGGGUUUAUGAAUUAUUGCAGCUGACUACCAUACCUCACACAGCGUUGGUGUUGUGAGCGGCCCAUGAAAAGCCAAAUUAAAAAUCAAGGAUUCAGUCAAACUAAGCAGGUACUCAUGCCAGGUACUCCUUUCUCUACCCACAUCCAUGUUUGAAUGCUGUUGCCUGUAAUCUUUAAGCUUACUGUUGUGUUUUUGAUUUUCAAGAUAGUGCAAAGGACUUUUUUUGUGUAUUGUGUGAAUACUGUAAAUCUGAUGUUAACAGAAUGGAAUUUUCUUUCAACUGUGUGUAGGGAUGCAGUGCUGCCCAGAAUUAGAUAUCUUUAAAGAGUUUAAAAUGCAAUAAACACUACAUAAUAAUCGCCUUGUUACUUUCAAUGCAAUUCAAGUCUUUAAGAGGUAUGUGCUUAAUAUUUCCUACUGUGUAGGAGAAUUUGCAGUCAGCCAUAGCACAGAGCAGUGGAAUGGCUGGUUAACAGGCUUGUAAGGCAGAUGUAAAUGCAGAGACAGAUGCCACCAAAUGAUUACAGUGUUGAUGGCAGGAAUGUAUGCUGGAAACUGUUUGUGGGAAGUGAAGCAGCUAAACAGUAGGCAAUAUGAUAUUGUAUUAAAAGGAAAACUUGAAGUUUUUUCCCCACGCUUGACAUAGCUUUCUUACAGAAGGUCUUUAGUUGUAUUCCUGAAGUAAGGAACUAACAGUGGAGAGUUCAGCUGAUAAAUGAGCUUCUUGCAACAUAAUUUGUUACUGUAGUUGCAUUAUGUAUGCUAGGAACUCUUAAACACUUAAUGUUGAUAUUAAACCAUUAAUGCUACAUCAUUGCUUCUAAAGCCAGUCAUGGUCAAUGGUGAUGUUUUUGUAGAGUUAAGAUGACAGCUAACAACUGGGCCAAUGUGUAGGAGUGGUAAACAAAAUGCUCAUAAUGCUGUCUAAUCGUCUGUUCUCCCAAAAUUUUGCAUUAUAGGACUACUACGUGAAGAGUCUGCGAAGACAGUGGAAGACAGCUUAAACUGAAGAUCUGCUUUAAAAUGAGGUGAAAGAAAGCUGUAGUGGCGUAGAAAAAUAUAAAGUUGAGUUAGAAUUUUUUUUUAUAAAAUUUAAUUCAGGACUGGUGUUUCCUCCCAGAGUUCAGAAAGAUGUGUUGAUAAUAGCACAUAUGCUACUGAGAAUAUAAGUCCUGUAUACUUUUUUUUCUUUUAAGACUUUUUAAGAUAAGAAACCAACAUAACCUGAACACAUGGCUUGCUCAGUGUUUAAUUGCAAGUUUUCAUUCUUGGACUUUAAAACACAGGAAUAAAUGUUUAGUAUUUGUGUGAAUCGAACUAAAAUGAAUCCCAUUUUUACAACUAAGCUAUUCCUAGCUUCUUGAUAUACGAGAAAUGGAAAUAAAGUAUCUUUGAAUUUCUGUUACAAAUUUGAUUGUCUCUGUCAUUGAACGUUUAAUAUUAAAUAAGUUUCUUUCCUAAUAAAUCUACUCAUGUCUUCAA